Suillus paluster is the source of this 1557-nucleotide messenger RNA. RefSeq lists its product as uncharacterized. Bases 1 to 1557 code for a protein of 518 amino acids. Lineage: Eukaryota; Fungi; Basidiomycota; Agaricomycetes; Boletales; Suillaceae. The transcript has 2 exons. The record is from RefSeq and is a predicted model, not a curated record.
AUGGUUGACAACGGAAUCAAACUUUCCUCCUUGAUGUCCAUUCCCGACGUCAGCGAUGUCUGCACAAUGAACAAAAUCACAUCUGAUGAACUCAAUUGUUUGGUCACACACAAGGGCACACCAAAGGCAUCGCAACCGCUAGGACACUUGCUGUCUCACAUUUUCAAGCCUUUCAAAAUCCCCCUCCCCCAAGUAUCUGCACUUCAAAUUCCUCUCAAAAAAAUCCUCCAUCCCAACCAACACAUUAGAUCGCAAUACCAUGGCUUAUCGCCAGAUACUCUGGUGCCACUGUACAAUACUGAAACGAGUACUUGGAACUGGGAUCUUCCAGUUGACCCCCCUGGAAACGACUCAGACUCAGACCCUAGUGGUACUAGUAGCCAUGGUAGUCCUUCCGCAACUCAGGACCCAGAGGCUGCAGAGGCUGUGACUUAUGAAGAAAUUGUCGCAUCCUUUAUCAAUGCUCUUGCUGCCAAUGCUCACAAGGCAUUGCCCGGCAGCAAGAUACAGCACAAACCUGACCUUGUUCUAUCUGACGAUGUCACCACAAAAUGGGGAAAUAUCAGGGUAUCUGGUGAGCUGACACACAGUUCUUACAAGCCUGCAAUGCAGCUUGGGAAGGCUGCAGACACCCAUGCUUACCUCAUGAUGAGCAAACAGCCCUGGAGGUGCUUCGCGCUCAUACUAUCAUUUACAAAUCAAUAUCAUCAUCUCAGAGUCCUCAUGUAUGAUCACUCUGGUGGCGCUGUUUCUACCCACUUUGAUAUAUAUGACCAACCAGACUUAUUUUCUCAUAUUAUCGCCGUUCUCAAUUUUGGCAAUCUAGAAUGUGUUGGGUACGAUUCAACAGUCUCAUUCACGAAACAUGUUUCACCGCCCCUUUCCAAACCUAUUUGUGACUAUCGCCCAAUCAAGAACAUGCCCGCGCAAUGUAGCAGCCCAGCAGACCUUCCUGCAUCCACCUCCGAAUCCCUCGUUGAACUGCUGUCGGAUUCCAAGAGCCUGUCAUCUGACGAGGAUCUCGAGUCUGUAGUCUCUGAUGGCUCAGACUAUGAGGAACGGUUAACUGAGGACUCACUCGAAGAGAACUCAGAUGAAUCUACUCAGGCGUUUACACCAGAAGAAGAAUUCCCCCUCCCCUCCUCUCCAGUGCAACCCACUAUGAUGUCCAGUGCCCCCCUUCUCAGCCUCGCAUCCCAAAUUCCCCAGGACUUGAUGGAGAGCAUAUGUUCCAUCACGCCUCAUCCAUCCCAAUUUCCCCACUCUGAGCACUCACCUGAACCUUGCGGCAAGAUCCGCGUAGGGGACAUGAUGUACAUUAUCAAGAGAAUUCAUUUCGUGAGCCGGGGCCUCGUUGGUCGUGGAACGAUCUGCUAUCUGGCCAGCCUGGAUGGGGAAGACUAUAUUUUCAAGGACCAUUGGGUCCUCGGCAAGCAGGAUGAUAUCAUCUUGAACGAGAUAAAGAUGUUAAAACUAAUGCAAGGAGUCCCUGGCAUUCCUGAGCUAGUAGAUCAUUGGCUCGUCAUGACAUCAGAAGGCAAGGUCGACAAUACUUGA